Molecule: messenger RNA, 4769 nt
Organism: Strongylocentrotus purpuratus (purple sea urchin)
Lineage: Eukaryota; Metazoa; Echinodermata; Echinoidea; Camarodonta; Strongylocentrotidae
Product: E3 SUMO-protein ligase PIAS2
Exons: 14
Coding region: 81-2345 (754 amino acids)
Biological process (GO): regulation of transcription by RNA polymerase II; protein sumoylation
Molecular function (GO): zinc ion binding; SUMO ligase activity; transcription coregulator activity
Source: RefSeq, a predicted model, not a curated record
GAGGAUAAGUGGGAUUUUUGUUAACGCAUGCGCAGAUCCUAUGACCGGCUCAAGUCUGUGCGUUCACUGUUCAGUCAAGAAUGGCCGACUACGACGACUUAAAGCAUAUGGUGAUGAGCUUCAGGGUCACGGAGCUCCAGGUGUUACUAGGCUAUGCAGGACGUAAUAAAAGUGGACGAAAACAUGAACUCCAGGCACGAGCAUUGUCGCUCCUGAAAAACAACUGCAGUACCCCCGUGCAAAUCAAGAUAAAGGACUUGUAUCGCAGGAGGUUUCCUCGCAGACUCGUCGCUCCACCACCUUAUCUUUCCUCGGCAUCCGAACAGCAAACAAAACUGCCUAGCCACUCGUUAAACUCGAGUUCUUUGUACUCGCAGCAGCAGCAGCAUGGACACUCACAGGCUCAGCAUUCUCCGCCGUCAUCCGGCCACCACCAUACCUCCUCUCAUGGACUUUCCCACUCGUCACAUAACUCACACAGCUCACAUUCGUCGUCGUCGCAUGGAGGCUCGCAAAGUAGUUUGCACACUAGCUCACAUGGAAGCUCGCAUAGUAGCAGUACGCACAGUUCAGUAUCUCCGUUGGGGUCGUCUGUCCAUGCAACGCAAGCGUACCAUCCUGAUGUGAAACUCAAGAUCCUACCCUUCUUCGACAUUCUGGCAGAACUUGUCAAACCUUCAGCACUUAUGGUGUCGGGGAAAUACCGAGAUGCUCAGCAGUCUACCCUCUUCCACCUCACACCCGCCCAAAUCCAACAGAUCCUGGAGUCGCAAGACCCAAGAACGCGUAAUUUUGCAGUACAAGUUCAGUUGAGAUUUUGCUUAGCAGAAACCAGCUGUGAACAAGAUGAUCGCAUUCCAACUAGCGUUACAGUCAAAAUCAACGGCAAGCUGUGUACCCUACCUCCGUGCUUUCCACAGAACAAGCCUGGGGUGGAGGUGAAACGACCUGGCCGACCUAUCAACAUUACUCAGCUGACGAGACUCAAUGCAACCAUGCCCAACUACAUUGAAGUCCAAUGGAUACCAGAAAUAGGAAGGUCCUACUGCCUGUCUGUGUACCUGGUCCGUCAACUCAAUUCAGAGGUUCUACUCACAAGGUUACGCAGCAGAAGCAUCAGAAAUCCAGACCAUUCAAGGGCACUUAUCAAGGAGAAGCUAACCCAUGAUCCAGACAGCGAGAUAGCGACCACCAGUCUUCGAGUCUCCCUCAUCUGUCCUCUAGGCAAGAUGAGGAUGUCGGUACCAUGCCGACCCGUUACUUGCUCUCAUCUCCAGUGCUUCGAUGCAUCCCUCUAUAUCCAGAUGAAUGAAAGGAAACCUACUUGGAUAUGUCCUGUAUGUGACAAGAAGGCUCCAUUCGACUCACUGGUUAUUGAUGGCCUUUUCCUGGAGAUUCUACGCAACCCUCCCGAGAGCAAUGAGAUCAUCUUCGUUGAGGAUGGUUCCUGGACUCCUCUUGGUCCCAAGCAAGAGAAACCAUCCCAUGUCCUCUCCUCAUCUGUUACAGCAAUAGUGUCCUCACCCUCCAGUGCUCCUGCAGCUCCACCUAGCACAUCACAAUCAGCAGACAGUCCCAAACCCAAAGAAGUGGUCAUUGACCUCACAUUGAGCAGCUCUGAAGAAGACGAUGAUGACGACGAUGACGAUGAUGAUGAGGAGGAUGAUAUGCCACUCAGACCUGCCAUGGUCAAGGAGCCCGAGCCACAGAAGAUAGACAGCGACAAGGAUGGGGACAUCGAGGAGGAGAUGGAGGAGGAAGAAGAGGAUGAGGACGAUGACGAUGACGGGACAAUCGAACAGGAUUACACCACCGCACGGGAGCAGCAGAUUCCAGACGAUGACGACGAUGACGACAUCAGGGAAGCACCUGUGACGUCGUCGUCGUCGAGCACGGACCAGGCCAGCGGUCGCGUGGAGAGAGGCCGGGAGACGCCGCACAUGCCUCCCUUGCCCAUGCUGCCGACGCCAACGUCCAAAGGACUGCGGUCAACGUUCCUGGAGAGCGUAUCCCAUUCCCUAGUGCCUCCGGUAUCGUCCAUUGGUCAUCGGAUUUUGCCUGGUAUAGAUCUACCAGCCCCAGGCCCUCUCUCCUUGUUCCCUGACUAUACCUCACUCCUAGGUCUGCAUCCGCUCCCGACUAACUCUGCCGACUAUCAAGCAGACUUGGACCUUUAUUCUUUGCUUCAGAGUGACAGGAUCCAGUACCCACCCCCUCCCUACUACAUUGAUCAGCAAGGAGCGAGCCGUAGCAGCAGCGUGGCCACCAGUUCUACAACAAGCAGAGCUGGUAGCACAAGCAGCGGUCAUGGCAUUGGACCUCCAGAUGUUAUCCCUCUGGACUAGACCCCUCUGGACUACACCCUCUGGACUACAUCCCCUCCACAGUCCCACGUCUACCAUGAGCACAGCUGGUAGAACAGGCAACGGUCAUGACAUUGAAGCUCCUCUAUGGUUCUGGACCAGAACCUCUCCACACACCCCUUGUUCUAUGACAAGCAGAGGCUGUGGCACAGGCAGCGGUCAUGGCAUUGGACCGCCUGAUGAUGCCUUUGGACUAGACCUGGACCACAAGUCCACCAAACUGCUAUCCCUUGAACUUUGAGCCUUUCAUGAAAGGGUUUUAUGCGGAAAAGUUUAAGCAGCUAGCCUUUUUGUUUUAAAUCAAAGUAAACAGGACAACUGACAGGAAGGAUAUACUACAGCCAUAGUGAAUAUACAGGGGCCCAGAAUCUGUAUGCAUCCCAUCUUUUUGGCCAACUCUCAUUGAAUGCAUGAAUCAUGUGAAUACACUCCCUCUACCACCAUAUCCUGGAUCUGUCACUUUAGGACUUCAGGAUAGAUAAUUGAAUUUCAGUAUUCUCCAGUAUAACAUUUACAGAUUAUUUUUUGUAUUGUUGGCCUUUAUAAUACAGAAUGUCUGAAACAUUUAAUGAACAUUUUACUACUGUAGAGAAAUAUUUUGAUGUCCUUAUAUACUUACAUACCUAUCCCAGACUUAAAAAUCAUGAGCAUGGAUUUAAAAUUAUUCGCCAGUUCAGCUCAGCCCAAGAUAUUAUGGACACAUUAGAUCUAACCAAAGCAUAACAAUAGCAUACCUAGCACAAAUUUCUCCUGUUAACAUUUUUUUUUAAAUUAGAAGCCAGCAUGAUGUACUGGAUGAUGUGACUUUGACAUAUGUACAUGAUACUGAUAAUGGUCAAGAAGAAAAAGUAACUUUCUUUCUAUUAUCAUGUAUUUUCAUAUUGUAUACAGAUGGUACCAUGUAUAUCUUCUGUUUGGAGCCAGAAGGGCGUUAACUCAUAUACUUUAACACAGAGUGAAUGCCCUUCUAGCUUUAGAUAUCCCACCGCUGACAUCGUGUUAUAUAUUGAUAGUGGUAAAUACACAAAUCUAGGGAGGACAGAGUUGUGUGUAUGUUAAUUUUAGUCAACCAUUUAUUCUUUAAAGUGGUAUUGUUUCAGUAUCGAUAUUUGGCAAACAGAACAGACAAUAUUUUAUGUUGGUCUGCAUGAGAUUAAAAAAAAAAAUUGAUAUGUUUUGAUUUCAUGGUACUUGAAAACUCAUGUACCUUGUGCAUCAUUUUUUAUGUUGUUGCUGUCGUGCCUUGUAUUUUGUUGUUUUUACUGCAAGUAUUAGCUUGGUUGUUAACAUGUACUUGUGAAAAUCAAUGCUAUUAUAGAGACAGUACCGGUAUACUGUCGGUGGAUGUUAGGUGUGUAUAUUAUUCAAGACAAGUCGGUUUUAAAGACUUGUUGCAAUUUUGUCACUUAGACAUUUGCGGAAAAACAUUCUGUGUGAUUUGAUUUAUCAAAUUAUACGAGUGGAAAUAAGUAUAUUUUUAAUCGUAUCAAAAUGACUGGAUUGAUUUUAAUGGAAUGAGAAAUGAAUCAUAAGUCAUGAGAAAGUAAUAUUGAUGUAUUUCCAUGGCAACAAAAAUAUGAUUUUAUGCCAUUUCUGAUUUGAUUGAUUCUGUUGUUUUUUUGUUUCACUAUGUAUUUACAGCUUAUUUGCUAUGCCAAUUUUAUGAAGAUUCACCUCAUAAUGUGCAAUUUUAGUGAUAUAGACAUUUUUGUGAUAUAAAAAACUAAGCAAACAAAUCACUGUUUAGAAAGGAAAACACACUUAAAGAAAUUUUCCGUUCACAUUUGUAUUUCCUUUAUUGUGAGAUGAUUGCCUAAAUAGCUUUUGAUAUGAUAAUGCUAUACAUAACAUGGUAAAGUCUUUGAUUGCUUAAAGCCACUAUAAUAUGAUGAGUAAAGGAUUCUUCCUCCUGGGCUAUAUUAAAAGUUUGCUUAUUAUUAUUAUUUUUGUAAUCAUGAACUUCUUCAAGAUUUGAUGUUCUUGUGAUUAUCAUUGACCUGUAUUUUCAUGCCAGAACUCUUUUAAAACUGUUAACAAGAAAGUAAGAAUGUAAUAGCCACAUGCUUAUAUUCCUUUUUAAGUCUGCUGUAUCUAUAAUAGCAUGACUGUAUCAAUGUAGACCAUUUAAAGAGUAUGACUUGUAGUGGGUGGAAUAUUUAUUAUUUUUGAAUUAUUAAAGGAAUGGAACUGCAAUAAAUUGUAAGUACCUCAUUUUAACUUUGUCAUGUGAACCUUGCAGUGUUUAGACUUGUUAAUAACUGGAUAUGCAGAACUUUUGGUCCUCUAUUUUCAUCAUAUGUAAUUUUUGUGUAAAUAGUAUUUAUUAUAAAAGAAUAAUGCAUUACAGUGUACAGAGAUUUAAUGAAUUUUGGCUGUAGUAGUAUUUUUAGGAAGUUGAUAUUUUAU